GUCAGCUGGCAGAAGGCUAGUUCCAGGCCUGAUAGCUGAACGGCCGUGGCUCAGAAUCUCUCAGCUAGCUGCAGGGAGAGGUAGAGCGCGGAGCCGACUGGAGGAGCAACCGAAGAACAGAAGCGCUGCAUUUCAGUUCACUUGCUUAUGGCUUCCCCUAAAAUUGAUUCCCUCUCUUGGGGACAAAUGAAAGUUCAAGGCUCUACCUUAACCUAUAAGGAUUGCAAAGUAUGGCCAGGAGGCAGUCGGGCUUGGAAUUGGAGAGAAACAGGAACUGAGCAUUCUCCUGGAGUGCAGCCAGCAGACGUAAAGGAAAUUGCUGAGAAGGGCGUACAGACUCUUGUGAUUGGCAGAGGAAUGAGUGAGGCCUUGAAGGUGCCUCCAUCGACUGUGGAGUACCUCCAGAAACAAGGCAUUGAUGUGCGAGUCCUCCAGACAGAGCAGGCAGUGAAGGAGUACAAUGCCUUGGCUGACCGGGGGAUAAGGGUAGGAGGUGUCUUCCAUUCCACCUGCUGAUGCAGCCUACAGAGGAGAAUAAACCUCUGGGCAGCAAUGCCUUGACUGCCUUACCAUCUCCACAUCAGCCUCCACUGUGUACUUUGGACACAUGUUCAUGUUCUUGGAACAGAUUGAUGGGAGGCUAAGGCAAAGUUCUUGCCCUCCAGGUUGCUUAAAUCAGAAGAGAGAUUUGCUGAUUUUAAUAUUGUACUAUGUGUUCGGUUCAAAGUAUGAGAAAGUGCAUACAAAAAUAAAGGUUGAAGCUUAGAAGCCAA
Rattus rattus (black rat) is the source of this 773-nucleotide messenger RNA. RefSeq names its product adipogenesis associated Mth938 domain containing (gene Aamdc). The transcript has 4 exons. The coding region runs from base 148 to 516 and encodes 122 amino acids. Gene Ontology annotation, cellular component: cytoplasm. The record is from RefSeq and is a predicted model, not a curated record. Gene Ontology annotation, biological process: positive regulation of fat cell differentiation. NCBI's taxonomy places the organism in Eukaryota, Metazoa, Chordata, Mammalia, Rodentia, Muridae.